Molecule: messenger RNA, 1848 nt
Organism: Lodderomyces elongisporus
Lineage: Eukaryota; Fungi; Ascomycota; Pichiomycetes; Serinales; Debaryomycetaceae
Gene: MSC7
Product: meiotic recombination directing protein
Exons: 1
Coding region: 1-1848 (615 amino acids)
Molecular function (GO): oxidoreductase activity, acting on the aldehyde or oxo group of donors, NAD or NADP as acceptor
Source: RefSeq, a predicted model, not a curated record
AUGAUUGCAAUUGACUUGGAGUUCCAUCAUUGGCAAUGGCAGUAUCAAAUAUCAACUACUUUUAUACUAUUUGUUAUAAUCCCAGCGCUUUAUUAUAUAUAUUCAAAAUACAUUACCUCGUCACCCAAUGGAUAUAAUAAACUUGAAUCGCCCAUUAAAUUAACAGUGACAAUUCCCGACGAAGCAAGACCCAAUUGGAAAGGUAAGAGACUAUACCCCAAACCUAGUAUUAUUGUUGAGAAUGAACCAACUAAAAUUAGGGGUUAUUGUCCAGCCACUGGCCAGGAUCUAGGCAUUUACGAAACUACAUCUCGUAGUCAAAUGGAUGAGAUGAUUGCCAAAGCAGCCAAGGCACAAAAGCAUUGGAGCAAGAGCUCUUUCACAUUGAGAAGAAAACUCCUCAAAACUUUAGCAAGGUAUAUUCUAGAAAACCAGGAAAACAUUGCUCGAAUUGCAUGUCGCGAUUCUGGAAAGACUAAACUUGAUGCGUCGAUGGGCGAGAUUAUGGUGACCUUGGAAAAGUUGAAUUGGAUAAUUGCUCAUGGUGAGAAAACUUUGAAGCCAAGCCAGAGACCAGGACCUUCCAACUUUCUCUUGGGCUUUUUGAAAAAUGCAGAGGUAAGAUACGAGCCAAUGGGCGUCGUGUCAGCGAUUGUUUCUUGGAACUAUCCAUUCCAUAAUUUGAUGGGACCCAUUAUUGCUGCUCUUUUCACAGGAAAUGCCAUUGUUGUUAAAUGUUCCGAAAAUGUUGUAUGGUCGAGCCAAUGGUUUGUGGAAAUGUGUCGUGCAGCAUUGAAAGCUUUAAAUAUAGAUCAGGACUUGGUUCAAUUAUGCUUUUGUUUUCCAGAGGAUGCCAAUUACUUUUCUUCGCAUCCAGGUUUGAAUCAUAUCACAUUCAUCGGAUCUGAAACCAUUGCCCAUCAUGUUGUGGCAAAUGCUGCCAAAGAGUUGACCCCGUGUGUUGUUGAGUUGGGUGGGAAAGAUUCGUUUAUAAUUUUGGAUGACAUUAAGGAUGUUAAUGCCAUUUCAUCAAUAGUACUUAGAGGCACGUUUCAAAGUGCAGGACAAAACUGUAUUGGUAUUGAGCGAGUAAUUUGUUUGCCAAACGUUUACAAGCAAUUGAAGGAAAUACUUUCCGAACGUGUUAAACAGUUAAGAAUCGGAUCUGACAUUGACCAGUUGGAUGAUGUAGAUAUGGGGGCGAUGAUUUCCAAUAAUAGGUUUGACCAGCUCGAAGAAUUGAUUGCAGACGCUGUUUUGAAGGGUGCAAAAUUAUUACAUGGUGGUAAGCCAUAUCAGCAUCCAAACUAUCCUCAAGGUCAUUUUUUCGAGCCUACACUACUAGUAGAUGUUGACGAAAGCAUGAGGAUUUUCCACGAAGAAGUAUUUGGCCCUAUUCUAACCAUGAUUAAGGCCAACAACGUCGACGAAGCCAUCAAAUUGGCCAACGGCUCAAAAUUUGGGUUGGGUAACUCAAUAUUUGGAUCUGACUUUACCCAACUCAACAAGUUGGCCGAUGAGCUCAAGAGUGGUAACGUGGCCAUCAACGAUUUUGCAACAUAUUAUGUGGCUCAAUUACCAUUUGGAGGCGUGAAGAAAUCGGGUUAUGGAAAAUUUGGUGGCGAAGAAGGUUUGCUUGGACUAUGUAACGCUAAAUCUAUAGUUAUGGAUAAACCCUUUUUCAGACUUAUGGGUGUUGCCACGGCAAUUCCUCCUCCCAUAGAUUACCCUAUACCCGAUGGCAAAAGAGCUUGGAAUUUUGUGAGAAACUUAAACAUAGCUGGUUACGAUGGAAGAAUGUGGGCCAAAGUCAAGGCAUUCAAAAGCCUUGCAAGAGGUGGUGCAUGA